AUGGCUCAAGUUGCCGAGCAGGACUUUUUCGGCGGGGCGAUCCGCGGGGUUGUGCCGCAGCGCUGGAUUGAUGGAAGUGACCUCCGUGAAAUUCCUGACCACCAAGAGCUCUUCCUCUCCCCAGAAACACUCUCAACCUUCAUCAUCGAAAUCAACCAACGCGUAUCCCAGGAAGAAGCACUCAGCACCUUCACCACCUUCAGCCACCAACACCCAAACCUGACCGCCAACAGCGGCACCGCAGCCAUCGCCAGCCCCGAAACAAUCGACCAAGCCGCCGCCCUGCACCACCUAAAUGAUCUAUGCGACGAAGGCGACGCAAUGCAAAUCGUCACUCCGCCCACGCGCGUGAACCCGACUCGCCUUGCCGCGUCCGCGCCACCCGGUUCAUCGCUCAGCGCGUACAAGGGCGUUGUCCAGUUCUUGAGUACUUCGCGUCGACGGGGUGGGCGGGUUCAUGCUGCUGUUAAUGGGACUACUGAGGCUAUUACGGACGCGGCUGUGGCUGGGGCGGCGCUGAAUGGGACGUCUGGGGCGCCGCCGGUCGCUAAGGUGACGUGCCAUUAUUUGAUGGUGCGGUUAGAGGCGCAGGAGACGGAUUUGUUGGUGUUUUUCAAUGUGCCUCAUGAGGAGUUUGAUAAGAAUGGGGAUGCGCGGGGAUUGUCGAGGGAGGAGAAUGUUGCGGAGGAGACUGUGAGUGCGUUGGUGGGUCAGUUGGAGAUUCGGGAUUGGGGUUUGUUUGUUUAA
Molecule: messenger RNA, 747 nt
Organism: Penicillium subrubescens
Lineage: Eukaryota; Fungi; Ascomycota; Eurotiomycetes; Eurotiales; Aspergillaceae
Gene: mog1
Product: Ran GTPase-binding protein MOG1
Exons: 2
Coding region: 1-747 (248 amino acids)
Biological process (GO): protein import into nucleus
Cellular component (GO): nucleus
Molecular function (GO): small GTPase binding; guanyl-nucleotide exchange factor activity
Source: RefSeq, a predicted model, not a curated record